GUUGAGUCACCACACCAUCAGCCACUUUAUAUUCUUGUGUCCGGUGCCUUGAUUUUCCGCCGCAACCCAGAGGGAGUAAGUGCGAUGGCGCCUUCAACACUGACUGCAUUGGUAGAGGAGAAGACUCUUCAGCAAAGCUUUGUCCGGGACGAAGAUGAGCGUCCCAAGGUGGCGUACAACCAGUUCAGCAACGAGAUUCCGGUAAUUUCUCUGGCCGGAAUCGACGAAUCCGAAGGCCGGAGGUCGGAGAUAUGUAGGAAGAUUGUGGAGGCGUGUGAGGACUGGGGAAUUUUCCAGGUGGUGGAUCAUGGCAUCGACGCAAAUCUCGUAUCGGAUAUGACUCGCCUCGCUAGGGAAUUCUUUGCUUUGCCUGCGGAAGAGAAGCUUCGCUUCGACAUGUCUGGUGGCAAGAAGGGAGGAUUCAUCGUCUCCAGUCAUCUCCAGGGAGAAGCAGUGCAAGAUUGGCGUGAGAUAGUGACAUACUUCUCAUACCCACUCCGCACCCGAGAUUACUCCCGGUGGCCAGACAAACCGGAGGGAUGGAGGGCUGUGACUGAGGUCUACAGCGAGAAGCUGAUGGGUCUUGCCUGCAAGUUGCUGGAGGUACUGUCGGAGGCCAUGGACCUUGACAAGGAGGCUCUCACUAAGGCUUGCGUGGAUAUGGACCAGAAAGUGGUGGUCAAUUACUAUCCCAAAUGCCCACAACCUGAUCUCACGCUCGGACUCAAACGGCAUACGGAUCCAGGUACCAUAACCUUGCUGCUCCAAGAUCAGGUUGGAGGACUCCAGGCGACGAGGGAUGGUGGCAAGACUUGGAUCACUGUCCAGCCCGUGGAAGGAGCAUUUGUUGUCAACUUGGGCGACCAUGGUCAUUAUCUGAGCAAUGGGAGGUUCAAAAAUGCGGACCACCAAGCUGUGGUGAACUCCGACUGCAGUCGGUUGUCGAUUGCCACGUUCCAGAACCCAGCCCCAGAGGCAGUUGUGUACCCACUCAAGAUCAGAGAGGGAGAGAAGUCGGUGAUGGAGGAGCCCAUAACAUUUGCAGAGAUGUACAGGAGGAAGAUGAGCAAGGAUCUUGAACUUGCCAGGCUGAAGAAAUUGGCAAAACAGCAGGAUCGGCAGGAGAGGAAACCCAAAGGCAUUGAAGAGAUUCUUGCUUGAGUAUUUGAAUUUCAUGCUACAUAAUGACGUGACACGUCGUACUAUGUAUCUACGUUGUUCUCCUAAUACACCACUCCGAGAACUUCAUUACGCUAUUUAGGUAUUGAGGGUUAUAUGUAAUCCGUGCAAUAAUAAUGGGAUCACAUUUAUCAAGAACUCA
Vitis riparia (riverbank grape) is the source of this 1321-nucleotide messenger RNA. RefSeq names its product flavanone 3-dioxygenase. The transcript has 3 exons. The coding region runs from base 85 to 1161 and encodes 358 amino acids. Lineage: Eukaryota; Viridiplantae; Streptophyta; Magnoliopsida; Vitales; Vitaceae. The record is from RefSeq and is a predicted model, not a curated record.